Cyprinodon tularosa is the source of this 1857-nucleotide messenger RNA. RefSeq names its product PHD finger protein 21B (gene phf21b). The record is from RefSeq and is a predicted model, not a curated record. The coding region runs from base 346 to 1779 and encodes 477 amino acids. Lineage: Eukaryota; Metazoa; Chordata; Actinopteri; Cyprinodontiformes; Cyprinodontidae. The transcript is spliced from 14 exons.
GUUUUUCCUCGACAAGGUCGCUGUGAGCGAUGGCUCACGGGCAGCGAUGGGACGCUGUUGAGCGAUGAGGAGGAGGAGAAAGGAUGAAGAGGCCUGAAGGGAGGCGAUUGCAAAAGAAGUCGGGUUUUCCUAUUUAAACUGAGAGCAUCUAAACGCAUCAAACCAGUAGGAGAGGAGGAAUGAGGGCAGAACCAGACGUUGUGCAAAGGCCUCAAUGAGCUGCAGAACGGUCAGAAGCUGGCUGUUCGGAGCUGUCCCGUGGGGACCACCAAGCCGCUAUCGCUCAUCAAGCCCCCCAGCCAGAGCAUCGCCAUCUCCGUGGUGCCGGCCAAGGCUCCCGUUUCCAUGGUGACGGCACACCUCAACGGCCAGAAGGCGGCGGGGCCGGAGCCGCUGCAGACAUCCCCCAUCAACCUCCAGGCGGCCGGCAGGGCGACGGCCGGCGCCGUCCCCUUCAGCGGCGGCCGGACAAGCGGAGAGCUGCUGCCUCCUGCCCAGAUGCUGGGAACUCUCACUGCUCUGCCCAUCAAGGUGCCUCAAGUCAGCUCACUGCACCGGCUGGCAGGACAAGCAGCCACAGUGCUACCUCAGGUCAGGCCAAAGACCCAGAUCCCCGACAGUCUCCCCAACAAUCCCUGCCAGGAGCUGCAGCCGCUCAGCCUGCAGAGAGUCACUGCUGUGGUCAGCCCUAAGAGCCAGGCCCCCACCCUGCCCACCGCCAACAGCACCUUCAGCUCCGACCACCAGCCAAACAGCCAGAGCAACGUCUCACCCCCCUCUGCCCCGCUGCUCGCUCCAUCGGUCGGCCCCGACUUGGGCAGCCCCGCCCAGCACGCCUCUGCGGGCCCCGGCGUGGCCUACGCCAUCAUCGCUGCCUCCCCCACCACUGGAAACGGGGUGUCAUCUGUCAGCGAGGCUGUAAAGGUGAUCAUAAUCCAGCCCCAGGCCCCCAGCAGCACUGAGGGGUCCCCAGGGGUCCAGGCUGACCUCUCCUCUCAGGAGGCUCCAACUGUAAAAUCUCCUCCAAAGAAGAAGAAGGAGGACCCAGAGAAAAUGGCCUUCAUGGUCGCCCUCGGCCUCGUCACCACGGAGCAGCUGGAAGAGAUCCAGACGAAGAGGCAGGAGAGGAAGAGGAGAAGCACAGCCAACCCGGCCUACAGCGGCUUCUUCGAGCCGGAGCGGAAACGCCUGCCCUCACAUUACCUGAACAGCUCCCUCUACCUGUCGGCACGAGAGGAUUUCUGCUGGAAGGAGGAGCUGGAGCAUGAAGACCACUGCGCCGUCUGUAAGGAGGACGGAGAGCUGCAGGUCUGCCACAACUGCCCCCGAGCCUUCCACCCCAGCUGCCUCCACCCGCCCAUCAAAAGCCCCCACAAAGGCCCCUGGUACUGCCCCAAGUGCCAGAAGAAGGUCCUGAACAAGGAGAACCUGUCGUGGCCUCAGAGCUUCGUUCAGUCCUACGUUACACACAAGACAGUGAGGCAGGAGGAGAAGCGGCGGCUGCUGAGACGGAACACCGAGCUGAAGAAGGAGUGCGCUCAUCUGGAGGAGCAGGACGAGAAGCUCAACAAGACGCUCAAAGUCUGCAUGGAUCAGAGGGAUCGGCUCCUCGGGCUGCAGAGGGACACUCAGGCGUCGCUCGACCGUCUAAAAACGCUCAUCAGGCUCAUCCAGCGAGACCAGGUGACCAUGACAACCGUCGCCAAGCUACCCCAGCUGUGGAUGAAACCCACCAGCACCGCGCCGCUUCAGCCGAGCCAAGACGACGUCACCAACUAGAUCCACCAUCUGAAGCGUUUUUCAAACCCAACACCUACAGUGCUUACGAGAUUUUUUUUAAGUUAUUUUCUAUUUAUU